AUGCUAUACAUGUACACCAGUUGUUUCCGGUGCGCUUGCGGUGGUAAAUUCAAGAAGUUGCGUGCAGUGAGCAACCCCGAGGUCGAAGGUUCCUUGAGCAAGUUUGCCUCUGCUGCGUUGCGCUUCUUAUCCGAAGGAGUGCACCCGAAGCUCGUUGCAGUCACUUUCGAGGUUUUUGAGUCAGAUGAGUUCGAGAUUGUUUUGGAGCUCCGCAGCGUUGCGGCAUCCCUGCGGUGUGAGGGUGCCUCUUCUUCUGCCGCGCAAGUCACGAGCGCUGUUGUCGAGUCAGGCUCGGACUGA
Prorocentrum cordatum is the source of this 300-nucleotide messenger RNA. The record is from the annotation of a GenBank genome assembly. Lineage: Eukaryota; Dinophyceae; Prorocentrales; Prorocentraceae.